This is a messenger RNA of Cylindrotheca closterium, 750 nucleotides long. NCBI's taxonomy places the organism in Eukaryota, Bacillariophyta, Bacillariophyceae, Bacillariales, Bacillariaceae. The record is from the annotation of a GenBank genome assembly.
AUGUUUCAUCUUUCACAAAUCGUCCUCGCUUGCUUGCUGGUGUCUCAAUCGACCCUCGGUUUCAGUCCCAAUGGGACCCUUAGAACUGUUUCCACGCUGAACAGCUUGAGCAGCAGCAGUGAAACAACACAAGCCUUGUAUGCGCCUUCGGCUCGUGAUGAAAAGUACGGCAGCAACAUUGCCCAAUACUUGGUAGAUUUGCACGAUUCCAAAGCGACAUUUAACUUUUGCGGUGGAAUGAUGUUCCAAUUAGCAUUGACGGACAAGUUGCGUGACUAUCUUGGUGAGGUAGCUGCUUCUUCCACUAAGAACAAGGACCAACAACCAGUCAUUUUCCCCGCUACAAUUCCUCGCAUGUCUGGAACCCCCGAGUAUUCAAGAACUUCGCUCGCUGAUAAUGUUCACAUAUUCCAUGGUCGAGAGAUUCGCCAAGUUGAAAAUGCGGAAGGGGGGAUGGGAAUGGUCCUCCAAUUGAGUCUGGCAGAUGGAGACGAUCCACAAGGAUGGACCUCUGCUGAAAUUAAGGGCUAUGAUGGUUGGGGGCAUGAUAGUGGACGGGAUUGGAGAAACGGUGUCCGAUUGGUUCAAGAAGGAUACAAAAGCUUUCAGGAAAACUUUGGAAAGAAUGCCUUUGCUCUGCAUCACCGAUUUUACCUACACAUGGACCAAGGAGACAGCAUGUGGCUUUCCGCGGAGGAUGGUUGCGAGGGAACGCCUCAAGAGAGUGCCAGCUCUAUUUUUCUGCUUUGA